AUGGUGGAGGGUUUGGAGAUGAAGGGUCCCCUCCGGGAGCCCUGCGCCCUGACCCUAGCCCAGAAGAACGGGCAAUAUGAGUUAAUAAUCCAGUUGCAUGGGAAGGAGGAGCAUGUUCAAGAUAUCGUUCCUAUAAAUAGCCACUUCAAAUGUGUUCAAGAAGCAGAGGAAACUCUUUUGAUUGAUAUUGCUUCAAACAGUGGCUGCAAAAUUCGGGUGCAAGGAGACUGGACCAGAGAACGCCACUUUGAAAUUCCUGAUGAAGAGCUCUGCUUAAAGUUCCUCUCAGAAGUCUUUGCGGCACAGGAAGCUCAGUCACAGCUUCUUGUUCCAGAACAGAAAGAAUCAUCUAGCUGGUAUCAGAAAUUAGACACUAAGGAUAAACCUACUUAUUCAGGACUGCUUGGAUUUGAGGAUAAUUUUUCAUCUAUGAAUUUAGGUAAAACAGUGAACACACCAAACUACCCCACAGCGAUUCAUCGGGAACCACCCCCUCCACCUGCUUCAGUAAACAGAAUGCCUCUACGUGAAAAGGAAACUUCAAACAAAGAACAGCCCAAAGUGACCAACACCAUGCGGAAGCUAUUUGUACCAAAUACCCAGUCUGGGCAGCGAGAGGGUCUCAUCAAACAUCUCCUUGCAAAGCGAGAAAAAGAAUAUGUCAACCUCCAGUCUUUCAGAUUUUUUGUUGGAACUUGGAAUGUGAAUGGCCAGUCUCCAGAUAGCAGCUUAGAACCUUGGCUGAACUGUGAUCCAAAUCCUCCUGAUAUUUACUGCAUUGGAUUCCAAGAGCUGGAUUUGAGCACAGAAGCCUUUUUCUACUUUGAGUCUGUAAAAGAGCAAGAAUGGUCCAUGGCCGUGGAAAGGGGUCUGCCUUCAAAGGCCAAGUAUAAAAAAGUGCAACUAGUCCGCCUUGUGGGGAUGAUGCUUCUUAUAUUUGCCAGAAAAGAUCAGUGUCGGUAUAUACGUGAUAUUGCUACAGAAACUGUGGGAACUGGAAUCAUGGGGAAAAUGGGAAACAAAGGAGGAGUCGCUGUGAGGUUUGUAUUUCAUAACACCACCUUCUGCAUCGUCAAUUCCCACCUGGCUGCCCAUGUGGAAGAGUUUGAAAGAAGGAAUCAGGAUUAUAAGGACAUCUGUGCAAGAAUGAGUUUUACAGUCCCCAAUCAGGCUCUCCCACAGCUGAACAUCAUGAAACAUGAUGUUGUCAUUUGGUUGGGAGACUUGAACUACAGACUUUGCAUGCCUGACGCCAAUGAGGUGAAAAGUCUUAUUAAUAAAAAUGACCUUCAGAAGCUCUUGAAAUUCGACCAGUUAAACAUUCAGCGCACACAGAAAAAAGCCUUUGUGGAUUUCAAUGAAGGGGAAAUCAAGUUUAUUCCCACUUACAAGUAUGAUUCUAAAACUGACAGAUGGGAUUCCAGUGGGAAAUGCCGCGUUCCAGCCUGGUGUGACCGAAUUCUUUGGAGAGGAAUAAAUAUUAAUCAACUUCAUUACCGGAGUCACAUGGAACUCAAAACUCGUGACCACAAGCCUGUUAGCGCCCUGUUCCAUAUUGGGGUGAAGGUUGUGGAUGAACGAAGGUAUCGGAAGGUCUUUGAAGAUAUCGUACGCAUUAUGGACAGAAUGGAAAAUGACUUCCUUCCUUCAUUAGAACUUAGCAGGAGAGAGUUUAUGUUUGAGAAUGUGAAAUUUCGGCAGCUGCAAAAGGAGAAGUUCCAGAUCAGCAACAAUGGACAGGUUCCCUGCCAUUUUUCUUUCAUCCCUAAACUUAAUGACAGCCAAUACUGCAAGCCAUGGCUUCGAGCUGAACCUUUUGAGGGCUACUUGGAGCCAAAUGAGACAGUGGACAUUUCUCUUGAUGUCUACGUCAGCAAAGACUCUGUAACCAUCCUGAACUCUGGUGAAGAUAAGAUUGAGGAUAUUCUCGUCCUUCAUUUGGAUCGAGGCAAAGAUUACUUCUUGACCAUCGGCGGGAAUUACCUUCCGAGUUGCUUUGGUACAUCCUUAGAGGCUUUGUGUCGAAUGAAAAGGCCAAUCCGAGAAGUUCCUGUUACCAAACUCAUAGACUUGGAAGAAGACAGCUUCCUAGAAAAGGAGAAAUCCCUUCUCCAGAUGGUCCCCUUGGAGGAAGGUGCUAGUGAGCAACCACUUCAGGUCCCCAAGGAGAUCUGGCUUCUAGUAGAUCACUUAUUCAGAUAUGCCCGUCACCAGGAGGACCUGUUCCAAACGCCUGGAAUGCAGGAGGAGUUACAGCAGAUCAUUGAUUGUCUGGAUACCAGCAUUCCUGAGACAAUCCCUGGCAGUAACCACUCUGUGGCUGAGGCACUACUUAUUUUCCUGGAAGCGCUACCAGAGCCUGUCAUCUGUUAUGAGCUGUAUCAGCGAUGUCUUGACUCUGCUCAUGAUCCUCGUAUCUGCAGACAGGUCAUUUCCCAGCUUCCAAGAUGUCAUAGAAACGUUUUCCGUUACUUGAUGGCAUUCCUUCGCGAGCUCUUAAAAUUCUCUGACUACAACAACGUCAGUGCCAACAUGAUCGCUACUCUCUUCACGAGCCUUCUCCUAAGGCCUCCACCAAACCUCAUGGCAAGACAGACCCCAGGUGACCGCCAGCGUGCCAUCCAGUUCCUUCUGGUCUUCCUGCUCGGGAGUGAGGAAGACUAAGUCUUUUCCUAUGUGAGAUUCUAGAGGAGGAAGAUCUUGGGCUCCUCGUAUUUCAGAAUGAUUUGAAGAGUCAUGACACCAAAAGGGUCUACUGUAGGAUCUUAAGUUCUGGUAAUAGUACAAAGGAAAGCGUUUCUUCACCCCUCCUCACCAUAUCCUACACAGCAAAAUCCUUUUAGGCAUAUAUUUCCAAGCCAAAGUUACCAUAUUUUGGUGUUUUGUGUUUACUCUUUGUAAAGCAAAGAGGCCUGUAUUUAUACUCCUUUACCUAGGGGUGUGCUUCCUGCCCUGUUUCCCAGGCAUCACGAUUAUCUUUAA
This is a messenger RNA of Microtus oregoni (creeping vole), 2982 nucleotides long. RefSeq names its product inositol polyphosphate 5-phosphatase OCRL-like. Gene Ontology annotation, molecular function: inositol phosphate phosphatase activity; phosphatidylinositol-4,5-bisphosphate 5-phosphatase activity. The record is from RefSeq and is a predicted model, not a curated record. Bases 1 to 2664 code for a protein of 887 amino acids. Lineage: Eukaryota; Metazoa; Chordata; Mammalia; Rodentia; Cricetidae. Gene Ontology annotation, biological process: signal transduction; phosphatidylinositol dephosphorylation. Gene Ontology annotation, cellular component: membrane; cytoplasm. The transcript has 23 exons.